UCGUCUACGCUCUGUCUCAACUUUACAUUAUUCCCUUUUCCUGUUUUAUGGCUUAAUCGAUCGCAUAAACUCAAAAUCAAAACCUAGAAAAAAUCAAUCAAUCCGAUCCGAUGGCGACAAAAAAAUCAAUUCCAAUACUAAAAAAACUCCUCUCUUCACAAAAAAAUCAAUUCAUCUCCCGCCGAUCCGUAACCUACAUGCCGCGUCCCGGCGAUGGAACGCCACGCGCGGUAACGCUAAUUCCGGGAGACGGAAUCGGACCGUUAGUGACGGGAUCAGUAGAGCAAGUUAUGGAAGCGAUGCACGCACCGGUGUAUUUCGAGAGGUACGAAGUACACGGAGACAUGAAAAAGGUGCCGGCGGAGGUGAUAGAGUCGAUAAAGAAGAAUAAGGUGUGUUUGAAAGGAGGAUUAGCGACGCCGAUGGGCGGAGGAGUGAGUUCGUUGAAUGUGCAGCUGAGAAAAGAGCUGGAUUUGUACGCGUCGCUUGUGCAUUGCUUUAAUUUGCCUGGAUUGCCGACGAGGCAUGAGAAUGUUGAUAUUGUUGUUAUUAGAGAGAAUACUGAAGGGGAAUACGCCGGUCUUGAACAUGAAGUUGUUCCUGGUGUUGUUGAAAGCCUUAAGGUGAUAACAAAGUUCUGUUCCGAGCGCAUUGCAAAAUAUGCUUUUGAAUAUGCAUACCUGAACAAUAGGAAGAAAGUGACUGCUGUACACAAAGCAAAUAUUAUGAAGCUUGCUGAUGGUUUGUUCUUGGAAUCAUGUCGAGAGGUCGCUACAAAAUAUCCUGGUAUUAAAUAUAAUGAAAUUAUUGUGGAUAACUGCUGCAUGCAACUCGUUUCAAAGCCGGAGCAAUUUGAUGUCAUGGUGACACCUAACCUUUAUGGAAAUCUAGUGGCAAAUACAGCUGCAGGUAUUGCUGGUGGUACAGGAUUUAUGCCAGGAGGCAAUGUCGGGGCUGAUCAUGCUGUAUUUGAGCAAGGCGCCUCAGCAGGAAAUGUCGGGAAUGAUAAAAUAGUGGAACAAAAGAAAGCAAAUCCAGUGGCACUGCUUCUUUCCUCUGCUAUGAUGCUCAGACAUUUGCAGUUUCCUUCAUUUGCUGAUCGAUUGGAAACUGCAGUGGAAAAGGUAAUUUCCGAGGGCCGGUACCGGACAAAGGACCUCGGAGGAGACAGCUACACCCAAGAAGUUGUUGAUGCAGUCAUAACUGCUCUAGACUGAUUGGAUGGAUACUUCUUUAGCUGCUGAUCUCACUUAACAUUUGCCGAUCCAAGGUCGAAGUUUGAUCUUCCUAUAUUCUUUAUUUGAAAUUCAGUUUCCAACAAAUUUUAUUUAUUUACUACAAAAAAUUUACUAUUUUCCUGGUUUUUUUGGUUGAAAUAAUCUCUUAAGUGGAGCUGAUAAAAUGAAAUUGUUAAUUGAGUUAAAUACUUGUAUAGGGAAGAGGUCAAAUUCUCUGUUCUGUUCUAUCAUUAAGUUAUAUUUAAGCUUUACUCUUUAUCUA
This is a messenger RNA of Mercurialis annua (annual mercury), 1500 nucleotides long. RefSeq names its product isocitrate dehydrogenase [NAD] regulatory subunit 1, mitochondrial. Lineage: Eukaryota; Viridiplantae; Streptophyta; Magnoliopsida; Malpighiales; Euphorbiaceae. Gene Ontology annotation, cellular component: mitochondrion. The transcript is spliced from 4 exons. Gene Ontology annotation, molecular function: isocitrate dehydrogenase (NAD+) activity. The coding region runs from base 111 to 1217 and encodes 368 amino acids. Gene Ontology annotation, biological process: isocitrate metabolic process; tricarboxylic acid cycle. The record is from RefSeq and is a predicted model, not a curated record.